Sphenostylis stenocarpa is the source of this 1107-nucleotide messenger RNA. The record is from the annotation of a GenBank genome assembly. NCBI's taxonomy places the organism in Eukaryota, Viridiplantae, Streptophyta, Magnoliopsida, Fabales, Fabaceae.
AUGGAAGAAAUUGAAGGGGUGAAUUGUUGCAGUGAAGGUGAAAGCAGGAGCUCUAGUGAGACUCGACCUCCCAAUCCCAACCCACCUUCACAUCGCCAAUGUAAACUUGUUCGCCACGCUUCUCUCAUGAAAACACAAUUGUGUGAUGUAUCUGAGCCAGGGCAUGUUACUGAAGAUUGUCAGUCUGAUUUCUUUCCAACUCUUCGAUCUGGAGCUUGCGCUGAUAUUGGAUUUCGGUCUAGUAUGGAAGAUGUUUAUGUUUGCGUUGACAAUUUUAUGCACGAUUAUGGUCUCAAAAAUCGAAUAGAUGGACCCAGUGCUUUCUAUGGGGUAUUUGAUGGACAUGGUGGAAAGCAUGCUGCCGACUUUGCUUGCCAGCAUCUGCCAAAGUUCAUUCUCGAUGAUGAAGAUUUCCCUGGAGAUAUUGAAAGGAUAGUUGUUUCAGCAUUUCUGCAAACAGACAAUGCCUUUGCAGAAGCUUGCUCUCUGGAUGCUGCACUUGCAUCUGGCACCACUGCAUUAGCUACUCUUGUUAUAGGAAGGUUGCUGGUGGUGGCAAAUGCUGGAGAUUGUCGAGCUGUGCUAUGCCGUCGGGGAAAAGCGAUUGAAAUGUCAAGAGAUCAUAAACCAAGUUGCAACAAAGAAAGGAAGCGUAUCGAGGCCUCAGGGGGGUAUGUCUACGACGAAUAUCUUAACGGGCAACUUAAUGUUGCUCGCGCACUUGGGGACUGGCACAUGGAGGGAAUGAAGAGCAAAGAUGGUGGACCACUGACUUCAGAGCCUGAACUUAUGACUACAAAACUGACCAGCGAGGACGAAUUUCUCAUCAUAGGUUGUGAUGGGAUUUGGGAUGUAUUCAGGAGCCAAAAUGCAGUGGAUUUUGCUCGGCGCAGGCUCCAGGAGCAUAAUGACCCAACCAUGUGUAGUAAGGAUCUAGUUAAUGAGGCUUUAAAGAGAAAAAGUGGAGACAAUUUGUCUGCAGUUGUGAUAUGCUUCCAGCAGCAACCUCCUCCCAACUUGGUGGCUCCCCGCUCUAGAGUGCAGCGGAGCUUCUCUGCUGAAGGUUUGAAGGAGUUGCAAAGUUUCCUGGACAGCUUGGGUAAUUGA